Messenger RNA from Pezoporus flaviventris, 2281 nucleotides. RefSeq names its product Fas associated factor family member 2 (gene FAF2). Gene Ontology annotation, molecular function: ubiquitin binding. The record is from RefSeq and is a predicted model, not a curated record. Lineage: Eukaryota; Metazoa; Chordata; Aves; Psittaciformes; Psittacidae. Gene Ontology annotation, cellular component: endoplasmic reticulum. Bases 342 to 1679 code for a protein of 445 amino acids. The transcript has 11 exons.
GACUCGCCCCCAAGGCUAAAGGCAGCCAUCCCCAUCCCAGCCGGCUCCGGAAACGCCUGAGCGGCUUUCGGCACGUUUCGGAACUCUUCGUGCGGCCAUCGGGAACACCCGAGCGCGGCCGAGCCCCGUUGAUGAGAUUCGGGCAUUUCCGGAUAGGUCUGCGAGCACUUCGGCUUUCUCCGGAACGCGCGCGAGCAUUUCCGGUUACGGCAGAUAAAAGGCCAUUGGCUUCGUAACGGCGCUGGGUGCUCGCGCGCUCCCGAGAGCCGGGGCGGAAGUGCGGGUGGCGGAGACGUCAGUUCCGGAGAGUGACGGAGCGGCGGGUCAGAGGCAGCAGCAAAAUGGCGGCGCCUGAGGAGCGGGAGCUGACGGCGGAGCAGACUGAGAAGCUGUUGCAGUUCCAGGACCUAACUGGCAUAGAGUCCAUGGACCAGUGUCGUCACACAUUGGAGCAGCAUAACUGGAACAUAGAGGCAGCUGUACAGGACCGACUAAAUGAACAAGAGGGUGUCCCAAGUGUCUUUAAUCCUCCUCCAUCCCGGCCAUUGCAGGUCAAUACAGCUGACCACAGGAUCUACAGCUACGUUGUCUCAAGGCCACAACCAAGGGGCCUGUUAGGAUGGGGUUACUACUUCAUAAUGCUUCCAUUCCGAUUCACCUAUUACACAUUACUUGAUAUAUUUAGGUUUGCUCUGCGUUUUAUACGCCCUGAUCCUCGUAGUCGGGUCACUGACCCAGUGGGGGACAUUAUUUCGUUUAUUCAUAUGUUUGAGGAAAAAUAUGGGAGGAUACACCCUGUCUUCUACCAGGGAACUUACAGCCAGGCACUGAAUGAUGCCAAGCGGGAGCUGCGUUUCCUGUUGGUUUAUCUUCAUGGAGAUGACCACCAAGACACGGAUGAAUUCUGCCGCAAUACACUGUGCGUACCUGAGGUGAUCACCCUCAUAAACACCAGAAUGCUCUUCUGGGCUUGUUCAACCAACAAACCAGAGGGAUACAGAGUCUCCCAGGCUCUGCGAGAGAACACGUACCCAUUCCUGGCUGUGAUCAUGCUGAAGGAUCGCAGGAUGACAGUAGUUGGGCGGCUGGAAGGCCUUAUCCAGGCUGAUGACCUCAUUAAUCAAUUGAUGUUCAUCAUGGAUGCCAACCAGACAUACCUGGUGUCCGAACGCCUGGAAAGGGAAGAGAGGAACCAAACCCAAGUCCUGAGGCAGCAGCAGGAUGAGGCAUAUCUUGCAUCCUUACGUGCGGACCAGGAAAAGGAGCGCAAGAAGAAGGAGGAAAGGGAGAUGAAGAAGAGGAAGGAGGAGGAAGUGCAGCAGCAAAAACUAGCAGAGGAGAGGCGGCGGCAGACGCUGCAGGAGGAGAAGGAGCGCAAGUCGGAAUGCCUUCCCCCCGAGCCACAUCCCGAUGACCCAGACAGCGUCAAGAUCAUUUUCAAGCUGCCUAAUGAUUCCAGAGUGGAGCGGCGAUUCCACUUCACACAGUCCUUGACGGUGAUCCACGACUUCCUGUUCUCCUUGAAAGAAAGCCCUGAAAAGUUCCAGAUUGAGGCCAACUUCCCUCGCCGGGUCCUGCCCUGCCUCCCCACAGAGGAGUGGCCCAACCCACCCACAUUGCAGGAGGCCGGACUCAGCCACACGGAAGUCCUCUUUGUGCAGGACCUCACGGACGAUUGAUGCUUCUUUCCAGCAGCCACAGCAUGGAAAGAGAAAUUCAUAUUAUUAUUAUAAUACAAUAUUUUUUUUAAAUGACUGCGUACAAAAGAGGGAUCAGAGACCACGUGGCCUGUGCUGAGUGUGUGUGCACUGGCAAGAGGAAGUGUGUGUGUGCGUGGCCUCACACACCCCUGUGCACAGCCAUCCCCUACACUUGGAGGGCAGAGAGGGAGGGGAGCUGGUGUUGCCCCUCCAUCCUCCCUGGGGAGGACCAGGAAGGCAGCUCUUGGGAAUUCUUGCUUUUAUUGACGACAAUAAUAAUAAAACCCCGACAACCUGAACGUCUUGUGAAGAUUUUGAUACUGCUGCUCCUGCCAGCUGGAACACCGGGCACCUGAAUGUGCUGGGAGUGGGGUGGGAAGGGCGGGACAAAAUCUCUUCAGCUUCCCUCUGUGUAUAAAUAUCUUUCCUUUUAAUAUUUCUCUUGCUUUGUAAUGACCAAAGGAGAAGGGGGUUGACUGUAGUAUUAACUUUUUUGAUAAAGAGCUGGUUCAAUUCUUACCCGUGUGGGGUCUUGCCCAGGGUUCUUAGCCUGCGUAGUGUAAUAAACUCUGCCUCUAGCA